AUGACACACUCCGAAGUGAGUAAAGAAACACAAAGCGACCCUGCAAUGCAGAAGCUGAAACUAGCUAUUAUGGAAGGAAACGCAAACUGUUGGAAAGAUUCUGACAUCGCGGACUUCAAAGCAAUUAAACAUGAAUUGUCAGUUGAAGACAAUGUGAUACUCCGUGACACAAGAAUAGUCCUUCCGACAAGCCUAAGAUCCCGAGCAGUAGAUCUAGCACACAAAUCCCAUCAGGGCAUAGUGAAAACUAAGCAGUUAAUACGCGAAAAAGUCUGGUUCCCAGGAAUAGACAGUAUGGUAGAACGCAAAGUCAAGAAUUGCCUUGCCUGUCAAUCGUCAUCAUCGAUCGGUUCACCACCAGAGCCACUGAGAAUGUCAAAGCUUCUAGAAAGUCCGUGGAAAGAAGUAUCCAUAGAUUUUAAAGGACCUUUUCCUGCAGGAGAAUACCUACUUGUAAUCAUUGACGAUUUUAGCCGGUUUCCAGAAGUCGAAAUCGUAUCGUCUACCUCUGCAAAAGCUACAAUUCCGAAACUGGAUGCUGUCAGCUAA
Anneissia japonica is the source of this 549-nucleotide messenger RNA. RefSeq lists its product as uncharacterized. Bases 1 to 549 code for a protein of 182 amino acids. Gene Ontology annotation, molecular function: nucleic acid binding. Lineage: Eukaryota; Metazoa; Echinodermata; Crinoidea; Comatulida; Comatulidae. The transcript has a single exon. The record is from RefSeq and is a predicted model, not a curated record.